This is a messenger RNA of Penicillium lagena, 942 nucleotides long. RefSeq lists its product as uncharacterized. The record is from RefSeq and is a predicted model, not a curated record. Bases 1 to 942 code for a protein of 313 amino acids. The transcript has a single exon. NCBI's taxonomy places the organism in Eukaryota, Fungi, Ascomycota, Eurotiomycetes, Eurotiales, Aspergillaceae.
AUGACAAAUGGGGCGCUCAUCCACUGUGCAUCGUCGGUGGUGACAAAAUUAGACAUUUACACGGGGCUAAUCGAAACGUACUGCGCGGGUUCUACCUCGACUGACUCCAAUACGCCGGGUGUCACCGAAACUACAUCACUGUGGCCCGCUACCGAGAGCCCAGUCACAUAUGGAAACUGGGGAUAUUAUACAGGCGUCACAGAAGGGUUGUCGACUUACAACUCUACACUGGCCGCAUAUAACCUGGCGGGUAGCUUCUACACGGCUUUUAGCAGCCUCUGCACCAACACUGGCACUCCUAUCAUUACAACUACCACGACAACUUCAUGGAAUACAUUUGCGACGCUUCCAGGCGGUGCGACGGGUACGAUGUCGACCAUGGCCCAGGAGGCCACCUACUAUAAGUGCGAUGGAGAAAAAACCAUGAGCGUCGCGCCUUGGUGGAUCGAUUCAAACGGCGGCAUUGACGAAUCUGGAACUUUAGCGGUUUCUAUCAUUGACUCUCUGUACUCUAUAGAGAACCUCGAUACAUGGCUUUGGACUCUAGCAUUUAGAUAUGCACAUGCGACCGUCUCAUCCGCCACUAACCAAACAAUCUGGUCCAGCUCCAACAACGGGGGGUCGGAAACAUCAGAAUCCUCGGAAUUCCCGGUCUUUAGGGUCCCAACUCAAGUCCAGCUUAUUUACGGCGAUAGUUUGAAUAGCGGCGUGGGACUAGAGCGGCUGACGGGGAAGGCGGUAUUUGAGAUGAGCGCGGAAGAAGAGCUCGCGUGCGAAAUUGCAGAAGAAAUUGCGAUGGCGUUUGAAAUGUUGCUCGCUUUUGCAGCAGGGCCUGAAGCAGAAGCCGUCGGCAUCGCUAUAUCGGAUGGGGUGAGGGAAGCCGUACAGGAUGGGAUAGACACCUCUAGAUUCUUCCUGGGUUGUCCGUCCGAUGAAGAUUAG